Messenger RNA from Anolis sagrei ordinatus, 2618 nucleotides. It is a transcript of the gene TWSG1, whose product is annotated as twisted gastrulation BMP signaling modulator 1. The record is from RefSeq and is a predicted model, not a curated record. Lineage: Eukaryota; Metazoa; Chordata; Lepidosauria; Squamata; Anolidae. Gene Ontology annotation, biological process: regulation of BMP signaling pathway.
GGAAGGAGGAGACUUCUCUUUCCCGCCUCCUUUCCCUCCUCUUCCCUCCCUCCCUGCCUCUCCUUCCCCGCUCCAGACUUCCAUCGACGAGGACGAGGAGCCUGAGGAGGAGGGGAAUCCAGCCUUUGGGCCUGGUCGCGCAGGAGAGACCACCCGAGACAGUAGUGGCCUCCCCCGCCCCCCUUGGGCAGCGCUGGGAAGGGAGCUCUGCGCCUCCUCCUCCUCCUCCUCCUCCUCCUCCUCCAGUGCUGCCUGAGCAAGCCUCACAAGGAGGUGGGAGCCUCUGCAUCCUCACUUGGCGCUGCCUGACAAUUCCAGAGAUCUCCCACCUGCAAGAAAAAUGAAGUUGUUGUACUUUGGAGUGCCAGUUGUAAUUGGGCUGCUGUUCUUUGUCUGGGUCCCGUCGUCAAUGGGGUGCAACAAGGCGCUGUGUGCUAGCGAUGUCAGCAAGUGUUUAAUACAGGAGCUGUGUCAGUGCCGACCAGGUGAAGGAAAUUGCUCAUGCUGUAAGGAGUGCAUGCUUUGCCUCGGCACUCUUUGGGAUGAGUGCUGUGACUGUGUUGGUAUGUGCAAUCCACGCAAUUACAGUGAUACCCCUCCUACUUCCAAGAGUACUGUGGAGGAGCUUCACGAACCCAUUCCUUCUCUUUUUCGGGCACUUACCGAAGGCGACACUCAGCUGAGCUGGAAUAUUGUUUCCUUCCCCGUCGGCGAAGAGCUGUCGCAUCAUGAGAACCUGGUGUCCAUUUUAGAGACAGCAAACCAAGCCCAGCAUCAGAAUGUCUCUGUCGCAAAUAACAAUGUCCAUCCAUCCUACUCCAGUGAAAAAGAGCGCAUGUGUACUGUGGUCUAUUUUGACGAUUGUAUGUCAAUCCAUCAGUGCAAGAUCUCCUGCGAAUCCAUGGGUGCCUCUAAAUACCGAUGGUUUCACAAUGCCUGCUGCGAAUGCAUUGGGCCUGAGUGCAUCGACUAUGGCAGUAAAACUGUAAGAUGCAUGAACUGCAUGUUCUGAAGACGGAAAGCAGGGUUUUAAUGUUAUAGGCACCAAAGGUAUUCCUUGUCGGUAACGAUUGAGCUUGGAAGUAUUGCUUGAGACUGUAACAGUGGCCAGAGAGAUAGUUGCAGGGACCAAGAGAUGUAUACAGUUUUUAAUGUGCGAGUUUACACCCUCAUCCAUGUACACAGUAUUAAGUAGUAAAUGCUUAGUCUCUUUAUUUUGCAUCUUAAUUGGGCAGCAUAGUCAGUGUUAUGUUGACCCGAAUCGAUGAAGUUAACUAAUAUAUCAUGGAUGGUUGUGAGUUUUCCGGGCUGGAUUACCAUGUUCCCAAAGCAUUCUCUCCUGACGAUUUGCCUGCAUCUAUGGCAGCUAGGUAUGAAUGUCAAUGCUAUUCAAAGUAGCCAAUUGAAACAUUCACACCUAGCUCCAACAGACAAGAGUUCUUUCUCCCACCCUGGACUGUCCACAGAUAUAUAAACCCAAUUUUCCUAGUUUCCAACAGACCUCACAACUUCUGAGGAUGCCUGGCAUAGAUGCAGGUGAAACGUCAGGAGAGAAUGCUUCGGGAACAUGGCCAUACAGCCCGGAAAACUCACAACAGCCCAGUGAUUCCGGCCAUGAAAACCUUUGACAAUAAUAUAUCAUGAAUAUCUUGAGUAACCUGAUCAUGUCUUUCAUAAACAUUAAAACCAGAAUCCUGAACUAUAAACUCUGUAAUUGUUUGAACGGACCACAUACUUCCAAAUAUUUGGAUUUAAACUGAUGCGUAGCAUAUUGUUACAGACUUGCAUAGAUUUCUAUUAUGAGAAGUCUUUUUUUAAAAAAAGUUGGCAACUUUAAGAAAUCAUUUCCAAAUAGGCCAGUAAAAAAGGAAAGAGUUAGGGUUGUGAAAAACUUACAACCACAGAAUUGAUACUGGAUUUUGCAUCAUGAUAAUUCUCUCUCCAAAUCCAAUGAAUCCAUUUUUAAGUAAAUUUGCUAAACUUUAUAACAUAUUCUUUGUUUUUUGCUCCCCUGAAUCCUUGCCUUCAGCGAGGCUGUUAAAAGUGGACAUACAUUAACUGGAAAUUAAUGUGCAAAUCACGCUGAACUUGCUAAGUAAUGGUACUUUGAAUAGUAAAGUAAAGUAAACGUUUCCCGUGACAUUAAGUCUAGUCGUGUCCGAGUCUGGGACUCUGGUGCUCACCUCCAUUUUUAAGCAGUCAAUGCAAUGGAAGCAUUCUGACUCAUGGCCUCCAAAGAAGGCAUGUGUCCAACUCUCGGCAGGCAAGGUCAUACUCACAGUAUUUUGGGACCAGCACGGAAUAGUACUGAUGGAUUUCCUAGCAAAGGGGAUCAUGAUCACAGGGGCAAACUAUGCUUCACUGCUGCAGAAAUUGCAGAAGGCCAUGAAAACCGAGAGAAGUUGCAUGCUCCUCAAAGGUGUCCGCCUUCUGCAAGACAAUGCACCAGUUCCCAACUCACCUGUUGCCCAAAUGGAAGCAUCUCCUUUGGCUUUGAAAUUCUACCACAUCCCCCUGAUUCACCCAACCUCGCACCAUCGAAUAUCCACCUCUUUUCAGCAAUGAAGUUAUUUUUGAAGGGCAAGCCUUUCUCAGGUAAUGAAACUUUGAUUUCCAAA